This is a messenger RNA of Hypanus sabinus (Atlantic stingray), 3387 nucleotides long. RefSeq names its product clock circadian regulator a (gene clocka). Gene Ontology annotation, cellular component: cytoplasm; nucleus; CLOCK-BMAL transcription complex. The record is from RefSeq and is a predicted model, not a curated record. The transcript has 22 exons. The coding region runs from base 1 to 1959 and encodes 652 amino acids. NCBI's taxonomy places the organism in Eukaryota, Metazoa, Chordata, Chondrichthyes, Myliobatiformes, Dasyatidae. Gene Ontology annotation, biological process: regulation of transcription by RNA polymerase II; circadian regulation of gene expression. Gene Ontology annotation, molecular function: E-box binding; protein dimerization activity; DNA-binding transcription factor activity, RNA polymerase II-specific.
AUGUUGACACGGGAUGCCUGCAUGAGCGGCUGUUCGGGCUAUCAAUCACGACCGGCUGCAGGUGAGAAAGAGUUGGAAUAUGUGGCCAGAGGAAACUUGCCAACCAGGAAUGACCACAGCAUUUUUGACGGCCUGUUGGAUGAUGGUAAUAAGGAUAAAGCAAAAAGAGUGUCUAGAAACAAAUCUGAGAAGAAAAGACGAGAUCAAUUCAAUGUGUUACUCAAAGAACUUGGCUCCAUGCUGCCAAGUAAUACUCGGAAAAUGGAUAAAUCAACAGUACUACAGGAAACAAUUGACUUUUUACAGAAGCACAAAGAGAUCACAGCACAGUCAGUUGCCAGUGAAAUACACCAAGACUGGAAGCCGGCAUUUCUUAUUAAUGAGGAAGUUACUCAGUUGAUGUUGGAGGCAUUGGAUGGCUUUUUUAUAGCAGUGACAGCUGAUGGGAGUAUUAUAUAUGUGUCAGAAAAUGUUACUUCUUUACUUGAACAUUUACCUUCAGAUCUUCUGGAUCAAAAUCUUUUGAAUUUUCUGCCCGAAGUGGAGCACUCAGCAGUUUAUACAUUUCUCUCUUCUCAAAUAUUGGAAAGUGAUUCUUUGAUCCCAGAUUAUUUAAACUCCAACAAUCAUCUUGAAUUCUGUUGUCAUAUGCUCAGAGGAACAAUAUAUCCUAAAGAACCUCCGGUCCAUGAAUAUGUAAAAUUCAUAGGCACUUUGAAGUCACUGAAUAACUUGCAGCACUCUGCCCGAUAUGGAUUUGGAUGGUCUCUAAAGUCAGCAUUUGAAGGAAGAAUUUGCUUUUUAGCAACAGUCAGAUUAGCUACACCACAGUUUGUUAAGGAAAUGUGCACUAUUGAAGAACCAAAUGAAGAAUUUACUUCAAGACACAGCUUAGAGUGGAAAUUUCUGUUUCUUUAUGACAGGGCACCUCAAAUAAUAGGCUAUUUACCAUUUGAGGUGCUAGGAACAUCUGGCUAUGAUUACUACCAUGUAGAUGACUUGGAAAAUUUAACAAAAUGCCAUGAGCACUUGAUGCAGUAUGGAAAAGGCAAAUCAUGCUACUACAGAUUUCUUACAAAAGGGCAACAAUGGAUGUGGCUUCAGACUCAUUAUUACAUUACUUAUCAUCAAUGGAACUGCAGACCAGAAUUAAUAGUCUGUUCUCAUACUGUUGGAAGCAAUGCAGAAGUACGAGCAGAGAGAAGAAAAAUUAGCAUAGAAGAGUUCCCAUCAGAAAACAUGGCUGAUAAGAAAGUUGAAGAUUCUAAAUAUGACAUCAAGCUAAACACAGUCAGUCUCAAAGAAGCAUGGGAGCAAUUUGAUCACAGCCAUACAAUAUCUACUUCCUCCAAGAGCUUGAGGAAAUCUUCAUCACAUUCAUCAAUAUCUGAUGCAACCUCCAUUUUAUUAGCAACAUACUCAAAACAGCGAACUGAUGUAAGGGCACCUCCACAACCAGCAAUAACAGAUCGUCAUGAAGCAACAUCCCAGCGAAUAGCAUCACUGAGCAAUGAGUUCUCACUGCAGUUAGGGGCCAUGCAACACAUAAAGGAACAGUUGGAACAGAGGAUGUGCAUGCUGGAAGCAAAUAUUCAGCGACAGCAAGAAGAAUUACAGACAAUCCAAGAGCAACUUCAUCUUGUCCAAGGUCAAGAAUCCCAAAUGUUUUUGCAGCAACCAACAUCAAGUAUAAACUUUAAUUUGGUGCAGUUCGCAACAUCAAACUCUCCUGCCGUCCAGCAACCUACAUUGAUUACAUUUCAGGGACCAUGUGCCCAGGCCAAUCAGUUUCAAGGUGCUGUCAAAACUGAUCCAAAUAGCUCACAUCGUAGAGUGCAACAGCAAUUUCUGAUCGGUGAGGAAAGCUCUACUUCAGCACAGGUUCAGCCAAAUUUGCAAGCCAACUUCAGCCAGCAGAUCUGUUUCCAGUCAGGAUACCCAGACAUCCUCUCUCUCUAACACUGAUGAUUUCCCAGCCGGCAGCAGAUGCGGGGCAGCUUUCAUUUACUUUAUCCCAAAAUUCCACACAAAGUGCUGCAGUUACUACUUUUACUUGGGACAGGCAGCUGUGCUUCUCUCAAGGCCAACAGCUCAUUACAAAGUUGGUAACCGCUCCAGUGAGUUGCAGUGCUGUUAUGGUUCCAACAACUAUGAUAAUGGGUCAGGUCAUGACAGCUUACCCCACUUUUGCCACUCAGCAACAAUCCCAAACAUUGUCAUCAACACAGGGCCAGUAAGAGCAACACCAGAAGCAGACAACCAUAGAUCAGCCAUAGUUUCAGACACUGACUCAACACUCUCCACAGUGGAUACAGUUUACUGACACCGCUACAACGUGUUUUUAUCGCUGGCUGUCCAGACGGAAGGUGCUGAAACGCUUUGUCGCGUGUCUGGAAGAAGUGAAAACUUUCCUGGGCAGCAAAGGGCUCACCUUUCCUGAGCUGGAACAGCCAGAGUGGCUGGAAAAGCUACACUUCAUGGUAGACAUGACAGCGCACCUGAACACGCUGAACACAGCUCUUCAGGGGUAAGGACGUACAGCCCUGCACACGUUGGAGGAUGUUUUGGCAUUCGAGCGCAAGUUGACAGUGCUUGCCAGAGAUUUACAGAAAGGCACUUUGUCUCACUUCCCCAAUUUGAGAGAGUUCAAACAAGGUCACGACAUGAUAAUUUCGGAGUAUUUACAUUCUGCAAUCAUCGCAAUGCAAACAUCGUUUGGGAAACGCUUCUGUGAGUUCAGAGAGGGAAAAAAACACAUUAUCCUUCCCGGUCACUCCCUUAAGCAUCGAUCCUUCCCUACUGAAUACGACUGCAUUGGCAGGUGUGAGUCAACCUGAUCUUGAGAUGGAACUGGCCGACAUAGCCGACAAAGACAUAUGGGUGUCCAAGUUUAGACGCUUGACAGCAGACCUUGAAGAUGUUGCCCGUCAGAAGGCCGUUCUUGCUCAGAAACACAAAUGGAGUGAUAUUGAAAACCUCACAGAUGACAGCUUGCGAUCCUGUGUAAAGAUGAAGGUGAUGUCAUACAGCCCUGAUGUGCAGACGCUGUGCGCUGAGGUCCAGGAGCAGAUAUCCCAUUAACCAAGCUGACAGCUGGCUGAUGUUAUUUUUGGUUUGCUGCUGGCGGAAAAUUUAAGAUCGGCGUUUUUCAUAAAUACAAGAAGGACUCAAAUAGACAUUGAGUAUUUUACUUAAAAGUGACUUUCAACCCAACGUCUUUUUUUCGGAGUUCAAAAUGUUUUUGUUGCAUGCAGAAAUGUAAUUUCGUUUUCUCUGCAGGAGUUCAUCAAUUUCAUAAAUGCAACACAUUAUAGUUUGUUUAUACAUAGCAUAAAGGCAAAAAAAACGUUGUAUGCAGUGUUAUUUCAUUUUAAAUGUCAAACGGGU